CUGAAUGUCGCUCUAAAACUGUCCGCAGAAAAUCAGAGAAAAAGCCAAGUCAUUAUUCUUCUCUUCUCUAUUUCUCCCCUGUUUUUCAAUUCUCUCUCUACGAAAAUGGCGGCCGCCGUCGAUAACCUGUCGCGCGAGCAGUACGUCUAUUUGGCUAAGCUCGCCGAGCAAGCGGAACGCUAUGAGGAGAUGGUGCAGUUCAUGGACAAGCUGGUUCUCGGUUCCACCCCCGCCGCGGAGCUAACAGUCGAGGAGCGCAACCUCCUCUCCGUGGCCUACAAGAACGUUAUCGGCUCGCUCCGAGCCGCCUGGCGCAUUGUCUCAUCUAUCGAGCAGAAGGAGGAGUCCCGGAAGAACGAAGAGCACGUCUCCCUCGUCAAGGACUACCGAGGAAAGGUCGAGACCGAACUCUCUCAGGUCUGCGCCGGCAUCCUCAAGCUGCUUGAAUCAAAUCUGGUUCCCUCGGCUACCUCCAGCGAGUCCAAGGUGUUUUACCUCAAGAUGAAGGGCGAUUACUACCGCUACCUCGCCGAGUUCAAGGUUGGAGAUGAACGAAAGGAGGCUGCUGAUGAUACUAUGAACUCCUACAAGGCUGCUCAGGAAAUUGCUCAGGAAGAUCUGUCCCCAACACAUCCCAUAAGACUGGGUCUGGCGUUGAAUUUCUCAGUUUUCUAUUAUGAAAUUCUCAACUCAUCUGACAAAGCAUGUAGCAUGGCAAAACAGGCAUUUGAGGAAGCCAUAGCUGAGCUGGAUACCUUGGGUGAGGAAUCAUACAAGGAUAGCACCCUCAUAAUGCAACUCCUACGAGACAAUCUGACCCUCUGGACUUCUGAUGCCCAGGAUCAGUUGGAUGAGCCUUGAUCUUAUCAGGCCAACAAAUCAUUAUACUCUCCUUUUCGGAGGUGGGCUUUGAAUGUCAUGUGCUCGCUAAUUUGGUGUUGUGUAUGAACUAGGGUUGUAAUCAUAUAGCAUAUGAUGUGUUUCACAUUCAACUCUUAUUAUGUAACUGCUGGGAGCCACUAGUCGCCAUAUUUCCUUUUUGUUUCAUUGUAUUACUUAGUCUCUCAAAUGACAGCAUCUUUUCAUUCUGAAAGCAGUUAUUGGGGAUUGAAUUCUGAUAUA
Ipomoea nil (Japanese morning glory) is the source of this 1122-nucleotide messenger RNA. Its product is annotated as 14-3-3 protein 10. The coding region runs from base 106 to 861 and encodes 251 amino acids. Gene Ontology annotation, cellular component: cytoplasm. The transcript is spliced from 4 exons. Gene Ontology annotation, biological process: signal transduction. The record is from RefSeq and is a predicted model, not a curated record. NCBI's taxonomy places the organism in Eukaryota, Viridiplantae, Streptophyta, Magnoliopsida, Solanales, Convolvulaceae.